Exophiala dermatitidis NIH/UT8656 is the source of this 1617-nucleotide messenger RNA. RefSeq lists its product as uncharacterized. NCBI's taxonomy places the organism in Eukaryota, Fungi, Ascomycota, Eurotiomycetes, Chaetothyriales, Herpotrichiellaceae. Bases 719 to 1045 code for a protein of 108 amino acids. The transcript is spliced from 2 exons. The record is from RefSeq and is a predicted model, not a curated record.
GUGCCAUUAAUUGGCCUCUGCCAUUGGCACCGUGCUCACUUGUUGCGCGGCCCGGCUUCCCUGUCGCUCGACCCUCUUCUGAAUCAUAAUGUAGGUCCUCCACACUAGUGACCCUCGUUGGUGAUGGCUGGAGGUUUGAUUUGUUCAGUCAAUCCAUAUAUGAUGAUCCCGCGACAGUCAGAUAUCACAACAGUCGCCGAUAAGUCGGCGUGGUUCUUUUCCUAUGUGUGGCCUCUGAUUUUCGGAUUUGUUCAUAUACUGUGGCUGUUCCCACGUCAGCUCAUCCUGCCGUCCUUGGUCAGCCUGCACAUCCAACCUUGCUGACUACAUUCCAACGUCGACUCAAGGAUUUGCGAACUACCCAGUAGCCACACCCCAGAUUUCGUGGACAAAAGAAUCCUAGCUGUUCAGAAAAGAAAAGAGGCAUAUGUUGUCGCCCACAAUGUCACAAAGAGAAGGAAACCGGACAAAGCGGACCAGCGCGACUGGCAUGGAGGAAGCGGUCAUCGAGCCGAGCACUAAAGGGUGCUCCUCGGGAGUUGGACGAAAAGGACAACGUACAGUCCGCGCCUGCGAUUUCUGCCGACUGAAAAAAGCAAAGUGCGAUGGACAAAGGCCUUGCAAGAAGUGUCAGAGUUGCAAAACAUCAUGCACUUACAGCCACCUUCGGAAGAGCUCGAGGCCACAGUCGAUACUAGCGUAAGUGUCCUUGUUGCUGAUGACGUUGUCCCACGAAACUGACCGAGAGCAUAGAUAUGCUGCAACAUUAGCAAGGCAGCAAGCGACGUUGAUUAAAUGCGUCGAGACUCUCCACCGUCGCCUCAGAGUCGAGAAGGGCGGUAGUGCGCCUGCGUCCGAACCGACAGUGAACGACAUAAUCCUUUCUCUAGGAUUGGACCCCAUAGACAAUGUCGAAAUCGAUACCGAAGAUGCCACCAUUCAUUUUAAAUCCCAUUCAUCCCCAUCGGCUUCUGACUCGCCUCCAACCAGCAUCGAAACUCCCCCCAAACCAGCAUCGAAACUCCCCCCAUGCAUGACACUUUAGAGCUACGGGACACUCUUGAGCAAACCCAACCAUCCGCGCUGUUGCCAGAACCAACUUACCAGGAUCCCGUUCAGUUGCCGCACCAAGCAAUGAACAACGGUGGAGGAGGCAACUCGUGGAAAGGGACACCGCAGUACUACGAAAUGCCGCUUGUCGAAGACGACAUGUUCGGCACUUCUUCAUUCACCAGAGACCUGACGCCAGGCCCCAUGAAGCCCUGGGCUGGAACGCCCAUGUUUGACACAUCUUCUUUUCCCUGCACAUAUGACUUGUUCGACAACGGUCUGAACUGGAACACCUGAAUGCGGCGCGCAUUCUGUAAUCAUGCCCAAAUUUGCCUUGACCACACGUGUCUAGAGGCCGUUCCGCCAGAGUCACAUUUGCUUGAGUCCUGAAGGUCGCCAAAAAAAACCCCUACCAGGCUACCUCUCUUGAUAUUGCUUUAGACUCGCACAACGAGUCCCGCUCAUGUCUCGAACAGGGGCCAAGCCCAGAUUCUGGAAGGAGACACCACGGAAAUACCCGCAAAGAGCCAAACCGAGCAUUAUCAAAGUCUGCGGAUUAUAGCACGC